Molecule: messenger RNA, 1938 nt
Organism: Ostreobium quekettii
Lineage: Eukaryota; Viridiplantae; Chlorophyta; Ulvophyceae; Bryopsidales; Ostreobiaceae
Source: the annotation of a GenBank genome assembly
AUGGUCCCCGGCUGCGUGCGCCUGGCCGCCUCCCAGUGCCGGGCAUUGGAUGUGCCCGCACUGCGCGGCAAGGGGGUGGAGGCACUGGGGGAGCGCUGGGCGUCGAUGUGGCCUCAUCUGGGAUCUCGCGUCCCUCGAGGCGGGAAGGAAGGCGAUGGGGAGGGGCCGGAUCAGCAGGCGUCCGGCAAAGAGGGCGUUUCAAGGGGCGCCGACGAGUGGAGGUCCAUUUACUCUUCGAAAUUGCAUCGUGAGGGGUCCCAGAAUGCAAUUGGCCAACAUCGAUGCCAUGCCUCGGUUGGUGGCGGCCUGAAUGGGGACAUCGCUGCUGCGGCAAUCAACAAGCAAGUGGUGAAAUUCAUGAAAGGGGUCGUUUGGAUCGUUAGAGACGGGGAAGGGCCGCUGGAGAGUAGGAGAGCUCGCAAAGAGGCUGUAAAUAGAUUGGACGGCGCCCUGGCAAAGGUAAAUGAACUCACCAAGUCAAGGGCAGACAGAUUAGAUCAUAUCAACGUGGCAACAAUGAUACACCAGAUGGGGGCAAUAGCAAAACUGACAAGUACAGAGUGGCACAUCGUGCACAAUCAUUCUGCGCUGCUGUCGACCUUGAUGGGCAUUGCCCUGGAGAAAGCGGACCAGUUUCGACCACAUCACCUCUCUCAGAUCGUGUGGGCAUGCAGCAGGCUGGGCCACAGUGUGUUGAGCAUCCCAGCAGGGGAUGGGACCACUGCAGCACUAAUUAAACUACUUGUGAGGAGGGCUUCUGAGACCAGUGCCGACUUUACACCGAUGAGCAUAUCCCAACUGUUGUAUGGUCUUGCCAGGCUGGAGUAUCCUGGUCCUCUUGCAUUGCUGACCCCAAUUGUGAAUAUGGUUGGGCCACAGGUGGGGGGUUUCUCAGCGCAGGGGCUGUCAAACACACUGUGGUCUCUAGCAAAACUGAAUUACAGAAACCAUUCUGGAGUCGUCCAGUCCAUUUGCAACAGGUUGCACAGUCAAAUAGAUGAAUUUGGACCCCAGGCUUUGGCCAACAUGGCCUGGGCACUUGCGGUCUUGAGGCACGGGGUCUCUGCUAGCACCCUGCAAUCGAUAGAGGAGGCGGCUGCUGCAAAGUCUUCCCAGUUUCGCAUUAUGGAGAUGGGCAUGCUGCUGUGGGCUUUUAGGCAGCUGCAUUAUCGCCCUGACAAGGAGUUUUUGGAGAACGCAGCAACGCUGGCGAUGCGGCGCAUGUUCACCAGUUUCAAGCCAGCAGAUGCCUCGUUGUACUUGAUGUCAUGUGCUGACUGGAAUUUUCAGGCGCCAGGCCUGAUCUCCGCCCUCAAGGUUCGGGUGCUGUUGCAAGAUGAUCUCGAACUGAGACACUGCUGCAAUGUGGCGUGGUGCCUUGCUAUUCUAGGGGACCACGAUGUCGAGGCGCUGUCCAGGGUCGUGGCACAUAUACUGAAGUAUGACUCUCGCCACUUAUCGGAAACCCAAAAGAGACAGCUAUUUCAGACGUUUCUGUCGUUCAGAUUGUUUCAACCCAAGUGUGACAUCAAUGCCAUCGUGCCAAAGAUGCUGGAGACGGCAUGCAAGGAGUGUUGGAUAGAAUGCCAACAAAAGAGCUCCCUCCCCCCGCCAGUCGUUGAGAUCAUGAGCGUGUUAAGACAGAUCGGCUUUUCCUGCAAUUGCCCACAUCACUUGGGAGGUGGCUUGCUCGUGGCUGGAACAGCAUUGAACAGAGCAGGGAUUAGGUUUGCAGUGGAGAUGAUAACCCCCAUGCGGUGCUUCAACAACAGCCCGUCCAGCCUUUUGGGGACGUACCUGUGGCGGGAGAGGGUGCUGGAGGCGCUGGGUUGGCAGGUCCUCAGGAUCUGGCACGACGACUGGAUGGGUCUGUCCACCCUCCAGAUGAAAAGAGCGUUCUUGAUGCAAGAAGUGGGUCGUCUCAUAACGGCUUCCUGA